Hemiscyllium ocellatum (epaulette shark) is the source of this 3188-nucleotide messenger RNA. It is a transcript of the gene igdcc3, whose product is annotated as immunoglobulin superfamily, DCC subclass, member 3. Gene Ontology annotation, biological process: axon guidance; cell-cell adhesion. The coding region runs from base 1 to 2388 and encodes 795 amino acids. The transcript is spliced from 14 exons. NCBI's taxonomy places the organism in Eukaryota, Metazoa, Chordata, Chondrichthyes, Orectolobiformes, Hemiscylliidae. Gene Ontology annotation, cellular component: plasma membrane; axon. Gene Ontology annotation, molecular function: protein binding. The record is from RefSeq and is a predicted model, not a curated record.
AUGGCGUUGACGAGCUUGCCUGUGCCCUGCUGCUGUUGCUGUAUCCUGGGCUCCCUCCUGCUCGCACUCGGGGAUUUAGGCCAUUCUUCAGAAUUGACGUUCACCCUGGAGCCCAGUGAUGUUGUGGCAGUUGAGGCACAUCCCCUGAAACUGCACUGCCAAGUGGAAGGAAUGCAGCCCAUUAGCAAGUCGUGGAGGAAGAAUGGCAUGCUGUUGUCUGAUAGUGAACACAUUUCGCUGCUUGCCAAUGGGUCACUCUACAUCACAAAAUUUCAGAAGCUGAGGGAGGAUGGUUCCUCUGAUGAGGGUGAAUAUGACUGCACAGCCCAGAACCGCUUAGGAUUACUGGUCAGCCGGAAGGCAAAAGUGCAAGUUGCAACUCUGUCUCCAUUUCAUGUCCAGCCCCAGUCGAUGGUGGUGGAGGAAGGUGGUGUUGCCAGGUUUCAGUGCCAGAUUCAUGGUUUACCAGAGCCAUUGAUCAUGUGGCUGAAGAAUCGCAGGGCUCUUGAGGCGAGUGAUGACAGAUUCACCUUUCUGCCAACGGGGGUCCUUCAGAUUACACGAGUGGGUGAAGAAGACAGUGGAAUAUACCAGUGUGUGGCAGCUAACACUGCCGACACAAGGCAUAGCGAAGAGGCCAGUCUCACUGUGUCAGGAUCUCACUCAAAUGUUUAUAAGGAACCAACAAUCCUGGUUGGCCCGGAGAACCUCACCCUCACAGUGCACCAAACAGCCGUCCUGGAAUGUGUUGCGACCGGAAACCCUCGUCCGAUUGUAUCCUGGAGCCGUCUCGAUGGCAGACCUAUUGGUGUGGAGGGAAUCCAAGUGCUGGGCACAGGAAAUCUCAUGAUCUCUGAUCUAUCGGUGCAGCACUCUGGAGUGUAUGUCUGUGCAGCGAACAAACCAGGGACCCGCGUGAGGCGUACUGCACAGGGCCGACUGGUGGUCCAAGCACCUGCAGAGUUUGUACAGUACCCACAGUCCAUAUCCAGGCCAGUUGGAACCACAGCCAUUUUUAACUGCCUGGCUCAGGGAGAGCCAAUCCCACAACUUACUUGGCUGAAAAAUGGGGAAAUCCUCGCCCCCAGCGGACACAUCAAACUGAAAAACAACAACAAUACGCUUACAAUAAAUGGAAUUUCUCCGGAAGAUGAAGCAAUCUAUCAAUGCAUUGCUGAGAAUGACGCAGGAUCGACCCAGGCCAGUGCACGGUUAACUGUGCUGUGGGCAGAGGGACUUCCAGGACCCCCCCGGGAAGUGAAAGCCACAGCUCUGUCUGCGACAGCCAUUCAGGUGUCCUGGACUGAACCCUCUGAGAAUACGCGGGACAUUAUUGGCUACGUGUUGCACAUCAGAAAGACUGCAGACCCAGUUGAGAUGGAGUACCAGGAGGCUGUGAGCAAAACCACCUUGCAGCAAGUGGUAACUGAUCUGCAGCCAUCGACUGGCUACACUUUCUACAUAAAGGCUUACACGUCACGCGGUGCCAGCAAGCCAUCUGAGCCAGCUACCUGCAGCACACGGGGCGAAGUUCCAGCAGUGCCAGCUCUUUUCAUUAAAGUUUUGAACAGUACAGCCAUUCAGGCGGCAUGGGAAUCCAGCGUUAAGCUCGGGCAGCUCGAAGGGUUCAAGUUGUAUUAUCGCAGGAUUCAUGGAGCACACUUCAUCGGGCCUGUACUCCUUCCGAGCAAUGUGACAUCGUACAACAUAACUCAGUUGGAUCCAAUGAUUGCCUAUGAAGUGAAGCUUCUCGCAUUUAAUCGUCAUGGAGAUGGGAAUUCCACAGUCCGUUUUGUGGCUCUGCAAGGUGCUGCUGAGAGAUCUGGGGUUCUGAACACUCCUUGUGACUGUCUGAAAGAGGAACACAGCAGCAAAACAUCGACAACUGGCAUCAUCAUUGGAACCCACAUCGGUGUCACCUGCAUUAUCUUCUGUGUUCUAUUCCUGGUUUUUGGAUAUCGUGGGAGGUUGCUAAUGUGUAAAAAUGUUGAGGAGCGUCUGGCCACCCCUCAGGCUCCAUCCAGGGCCCAAAGAAAUUCACAAGGGCUGGUUCUGAAUGGUGGAAUGCAGAGGGGUCGGGAGGAGUUCGCUGCCAACAGGAAGAUGGCUGACAUGAAUGAAUUGGAGCGACUGUUCCCUGCGCCAGGUCCUAGUGACCACCUCCACAAGGGAAAUCAGUCUAAUAAUGUCUCCCCCAUAACUGAAGAACAGCCCAGUUUGAUCUGCCAGAACUCUGUGUUCCCGCUGGAUGAGUUUGUUGUGACUCAAGAACAGCACACUACCUUUGAAACCUCUGUUGUUCAAUGUUGCUUAGACCACCCUCAACUAAACGUUAAUCAGCUCAGCUUCACAGGAGCAAAAGACAGUAGUUCAGUCACCGCAGAGUGAAACUUUGAGGGAACCCAAGUCUCAUUGCCUCCCUGUAGGCUUGUGACUGGAACUCAUGUUGUUGAUAUUCAUCGUUUUCCUGUCAACUGGCAUCUACACUAGGCCUGUCAGUCUCAGGUCAGCUCAUGCAUUAUGGAUUUGGUGGAAAUGAAGUCUGUUUUGUAUCCUCAACAAACUCAGGCAUGUUGUAAUGAAGGUACUUCAACUGGUGUAGUUUAUCUAUGAAACUUAUCUAACGAGGAUGCAUUUCAGGCCCUCACAUGUCGGAUUUUCACCAUUUACAAACACAUAUCAUCAUGUUGUUGGCUGGCUGCAUGUUGGUCUUGCCUUCUAACCAUUUCUUUGAUGUAAACAGCUAUCAGCAUCAGUUUAGUAAGAUCCCAGCGGCUCUCUAUGCAGGGAUUCGAUGAAUUUCACAAUAUAUUCAUCUCCGGUCACAGGUUCCAUCGUUUCAGCUGUGGAUCCUCAACAGACACAGUGACUGCUGAGGCCUACGUGUAGAACGCUAAUGAGACUUGGGGAGAAAAAACACAACUCAAAGAAAAGUUUGAUGAUUGAAAACUACCUCAGCCGCAUUGAAUGUCUUCUAAGAAAACUGCUCAAAUUGGUAUCUUCCUUUCUGCAAAGUGAAAUCGCAUUUGGUCAGUACAGAUGCAGUACUACCUCAAGACCUCACUCAUCUGCCAUUUUCCCUGAAGAAGAGGAAAGAAAGCACUUCCAAAUAUAAAGAGAAACAUUCUACCUCAAAUUUUAUAGAACUCCAUUCUAUGUUGUGGGACUGUUUUCCCUCCAUUGGUGUA